AUGGCCUCAGAGUACUUCUCAAACGCUCUGACAAAGGCACUAGGAGAACUAGAAUCAGCUCUGACAUCAGCUACUGUCGUCCGCGUUCAAGCUUUCCUCAUGCUCGGCUUGUACAAAUGGAGUCAGCCGAACGGCGGCCUGGCUGCGUGGAUUGUCGAGGGCGGCCGCCCUGAGGAAUCGCUGCCGCCGUGGAACCAAGAGUCGACUUUCUACCAGCUAUGUAAAAGAGUCGAUGAUUUCUAUAAACAUCUUCCGGAAGAUUUCACCUGGUCCAGCGCGAACUUUUGGGGACACAACGACAGCGUGUACAUAUCACUCCAUAUGCUGGGUGCUCCCUGCAAAAUCAUACUGCAUCGCGAAUGCAUCCCGUUCAUCGCCAUCAAGUGUUCUAAGCCGACUGGCCCUCUGGGUGAGUUCGUCUCCAACACUAGAACUGUUCUAGAGAGCUUUUGGGAGCGAAGCGCGGAGCAGGUUUUCAAGGCUGGCAGGGAAAUCAUCGAUCUCGUAUCGUUGUGCCGAGAUAGACUCCCUCAUUCGUCACUGGUCAUGUUCGCGAUCUGGCAAGCAGCCUCUGUGGAAACUUACUCAUGGCACUGUCCCCGCAUGGAUACUCAGAGUCGUAUGGCCAGCAAGCGUGAAAGCGAGGAACGGAAAUCGGGGGGCAGAUCUGAGAGAGUGCAGACAGGAAUUGUUAGCAUCGCUCUCCAAGCAUUGAUCAAGGUUGCACCUUUCUUUAGCAUGGCCUCCAAGUACGUCACGUUUCUUGAGAAAAUGGAUCAAUUUCUCUAA
Molecule: messenger RNA, 789 nt
Organism: Colletotrichum abscissum
Lineage: Eukaryota; Fungi; Ascomycota; Sordariomycetes; Glomerellales; Glomerellaceae
Product: fungal specific transcription factor
Exons: 2
Coding region: 1-789 (262 amino acids)
Cellular component (GO): nucleus
Source: RefSeq, a predicted model, not a curated record